Molecule: messenger RNA, 657 nt
Organism: Pochonia chlamydosporia 170
Lineage: Eukaryota; Fungi; Ascomycota; Sordariomycetes; Hypocreales; Clavicipitaceae
Exons: 1
Coding region: 1-657 (218 amino acids)
Source: RefSeq, a predicted model, not a curated record
AUGGUUCCCUCUGCGUGUGCAGCCGGGAAGACAUGGGAUGGGACAUGGAGGGAAGAUGGAAGUGGAAGUGGACGAUGGAAUAUGGGGCACACACAUGGAUUGCCCGGACCAUUUCGAACCAUCGCGGCCUUGAGACCAGACCAAAGAGGAUCCAAGAGGACAAGAGGACCAAAAGACGACUCAAACGCACGCCCCCCAGUACCAAGCACCAAGCGAGCUACACGCCUGCCUUAUUAUUUACCUGGUGAAUGCGCCGUCUCUCAUAUUUCGCAUUUGCCCUCUCUCCUCCUGACUCUAUCUCGUCCCUGCCUCCCUCGCCGUAUCAUCUCGCUCUGCCUCCGACAAUCAACUUCGAAUGAGCAACCUAUCACUUUUCUCUGUCAGACUUGGGCUUGGCCAGCAUUGAAAGAAACUCCUAGCACACCAGACCAGACCAGACCAGACCAGACCAGACCAGACCAGACCAGACCAGACCACAGGGAGAUUGUUACCAGUGGACCAGACAGGCACGCCACACUCUUUGGCGUGACCAGACAUCAAUUAGCUGUUUUGGAUCCAACGCGCUCUCCAAACGGGAACAAAGAGCAAGACACUGGCACUAAUUCAAUUAUUUCACCCACUGUCAGGUUUCAUGCUAUUAUUACCUCUCACAGAUGA